Gymnodraco acuticeps is the source of this 5786-nucleotide messenger RNA. It is a transcript of the gene glg1a, whose product is annotated as golgi glycoprotein 1a. Gene Ontology annotation, cellular component: Golgi membrane. The transcript has 27 exons. Lineage: Eukaryota; Metazoa; Chordata; Actinopteri; Perciformes; Bathydraconidae. Bases 83 to 3544 code for a protein of 1153 amino acids. Gene Ontology annotation, molecular function: fibroblast growth factor binding. The record is from RefSeq and is a predicted model, not a curated record.
GCUGCUCAAAAUGCUUUUAUUGUGAAUUAGCUGACCGGAAGUGAUGAAGCCUCACCAGAACUAGCUUGACAGUGGUGUGAAGAUGGCGGCGUACAGUUACUCUACGCUGCUGCCUCUGCUGUUGUUGUCCGUCUCUCUAUGGGGCUUCGGCUCGGUCCUCGGCUUGAAGGCUGUCAGCGGCCCGGCCGAGCCUCCGAACCCGCCCAACCCGCCCGUUGUCAGAGCCGUGGAGCCCCCGGCCAAGGAUGCACCUGCCGCCGCUGCUGCUGCUGCUGCCGCUGGGGCCUCUCAGCCUCGAAGGGCGACCGGUUGGAAGCUGUCGGAGGAGGAGGCCUGCCGGGAGGACCUGUCCCGCCUCUGCCCCAAACACACCUGGACCAACAACCUGGCUGUGCUGGAGUGCCUGCAGGACCGCAGAGAGGAAUCUGAUAUUGCUCCUGAUUGUAACCAUCUCUUGUGGAACUAUAAACUCAAUCUGACCACAGAUCCAAAGUUUGAGUCGGUGGCUAUGGAGGUCUGCAAGAGCACUAUCGCUGAGAUAAAGGAGUGUAACGAGGAGGAGCGAGGGAGGGGCUACCUGGUGUCUUGCCUGGUGGAUCACCGUGGCAACGUCAGUGAGUACCAGUGCAACCAGUACAUCACCAAGAUGACCAGUAUCAUCUUCAGCGACUACAGACUGAUCUGCGGCUUCAUGGACAAAUGUAAAGAAGACAUCAACACCCUGCACUGCGGCAGCAUCAACGUGGGACACAAGGACGUUCACUCCCAGGGCGAAGUCAUCUCCUGUCUGGAGAAGGCGUUGGUGAGGGAGGCGGAGCAGCAGGAUCACGGUCAUCCAAUCAAAGAGGAGUGUAAGAAGGCGAUCCUGCGGGUGGCCGAGCUGUCGUCAGACGACUUUCACCUCGACCGUCACCUUUACUUCUCCUGCAGAGACGACCGCGAGAGAUUCUGUCCGAACACUCAGGCAGGAGAAGGGAAAGUCUACAAGUGUCUGUUCAAUCAUAAGUUUGAGGAGGCCAUGUCAGAAAAGUGCCGUGACGCUCUGACCACGCGUCAGAAGCUCAUCUCUCAGGACUACAGAGUCAGCUACUCUCUGGCUAAAGCCUGCAAGGCGGACCUGAGGAAGCAGCGCUGCAGCCUGGACAACAACCUGCCGCGGGCCCGUGAGGCCCGGCUCUCCUACCUGCUGCUGUGCCUGGAGGCUGCUGUGCACCGAGGGCGUCCGGUCAGCGGCGAGUGUCAGGGCGAGAUGCUGGACUACAGGCGGAUGCUGAUGGAGGAUUUCUCCUUGAGUCCGGAGAUCGUGCUGCACUGCCGGACGGAGAUCGAGGCCCACUGCUCCGGCCUGCACCGCAAAGGCCGCACGCUGCACUGCCUGAUGAGGAUCGGCCGGGGGGACCGCAGCACGGCGGUGGACAGCGUCUGCCAGAGCGCCCUGCAGACAUUGAUCCAGUCUGCUGACCCCGGAGCUGACUACAGGAUCGACCGCGCGCUCAACGAGGCCUGCGAGUCCGUCAUCCAGACCGCCUGCAAACACAUCCACAACGGAGACCCCAUGAUCCUGUCUUGCCUGAUGGAGCAUCUGUACACAGAGAAGAUGGUGGAGGACUGUGAGCACCGGCUGUUGGAGCUGCAGUAUUUCAUAUCCAGAGACUGGAAGCUGGACCCCGUCCUGUAUAAGAAGUGUCAGGGUGACGCCGCUCGGCUCUGCCACACUCACGGCUGGAACGAGACCAGCGAGCUGAUGCCGCCGGGCGCCGUCUUCUCCUGCCUGUACCGCCACGCCUACCGCAGCGAGGAGCAGGGCCGCCGGGUUAACCCAGCGGAGCAGUUAUCUCGGGACUGUAAGGUGGAGGUUCAGAGGAUUCUCCACCAGAGGGCGCUGGAUGUGAAGCUGGACCCCGAGCUGCAGAAGAGGUGCAUGACCGACCUCGGCAAGUGGUGCAGCGAGAAGACAGACACUGGACAGGAGCUGGAGUGUCUGCAGGAUCAUUUGGAGGACUUGGUGCCUGCCUGCAGGGAGGUGGUGGGGAACCUGACGGAGCUGGAGUCUGAGGACAUCCAGAUCGACGCUCUGCUCAUCAGAGCCUGCGAGCCCCUCACUCAGGCCUUCUGCCAUGAUGUAGCUGAUAACCAGGUGGACACAGGGGAUCUGAUGGAGUGCCUGGUUCAGAACAAACAUCAGAAGGAGAUGAAUGAAAAAUGUUUAGUCGGCGUUACACACUUCCAGCUGGUCCAGAUGAAGGAUUUCCGGUUCUCCUACAAAUUCAAGAUGGCGUGUAAGGAGGACGUUCUGCGACUGUGUCCAAACAUCAAGAAAAAGGUGGAUGUCGUGAUCUGCCUCAGCACCACGGUGAGGAACGACACGCUGCAGGACGCCAGGGAGCAGCGGGUCUCACUCAAGUGUCGUAAACAGCUGCGGGUGGAGGAGCUGGAGAUGUCGGAGGAUAUCCGGUUGGAACCAGAGUUGUACGAUCCCUGUAAGUCGGACAUCAGCCGUCUGUGUCCCAACGUGGCCUUUGGUAACGCUCAGAUGAUCGAGUGUCUGAAGGAGCAGAAGAAGCACCUGAGUCAGCGCUGCCACCAGAAGAUCUUCAGACUGCAGGAGGUGGAGAUGACCGACCCCGAGCUCGACUACCAGCUGAUGAGAGUCUGCAAGCAGAUGAUCAAGAGGUUCUGUACUGACGCGGACGCCAGGAACGUCCUUCAGUGUCUGAAACAGAACAAGAACAGCGAGCUGAUGGAUCCCAAAUGUAAACAGAUGAUCACCAAGAGACAGAUCACACAGAACACGGACUACAGGUUGAACCAGGUGUUGAGGAAAGCUUGCCGGGCCGACAUCCCAAAGUUCUGCCAGCCCAUCCUGAACAAGGCGAGCGAGGACAGCGAGCUGGAGGGCCAGGUCAUCGCCUGCCUCAAACUCAAAUACGCCGACCAGAGGCUGUCUCCAGACUGUGAGGAUCAGAUCAGAGUGAUCCUGCAGGAGUCAGCACUCGACUACAGACUCGACCCACAGCUGCAGAUGCACUGCACUGAUGAGAUCCCCAGGCUAUGUGCAGAGGAGGCAGCAGCUCAGGAGCAGACGGGUCAGGUGGAGGAGUGUCUGAAAGUCAACCUGCUGAAGAUCAAACAGGAAGCCUGUAAAAAAGAGGUGCUGAACAUGCUGAAGGAGAGUAAGGCAGACAUCUUCGUGGACCCGGUGCUCCACACAGCCUGCGCUCUGGACCUCAAACACCACUGUGCUGCCAUCACGCCGGGGAGGGGGCGACAAAUGUCGUGUCUUAUCGAGGCGUUACAGGACAAGAGGGUCCGUCUGCAGCCGGAGUGUAAAAAGAGACUUCAGGACCGCAUCGACAUGUGGAGCUACGCUGCAAAGGUGGCGCCAGCAGAGGGCUUCUCAGACCUGGCGGUGCAGGUGAUGAUCUCGCCCUCCAAGAACUACAUCCUGCUGAUGAUCUCUCUGAGCGUGUGCAUCCUCUUCCUGGUGGGGCUGCUGUGCGGCCGCAUCACCAAGAGAGUGACCAGAGAGCUGAAGGACCGGUAGAGAGGGAGUGCGCCCACAAAAGACUGACUCCUCGCACCUUCCUCCUCCUCCUCUUUCUCGUCCUUACGCAGCUUCCCGGUCUUUAACCAGCCACCCUGCACAGUGCCAACACCAUUUCCACAUCUGGAACCGCUCCGUUUAUUUGCUGCUGCUGAACAUUUGAAUCAAAUGCAAACAAAAUCCCUGAAAAUUCUCCGUUCUGGCCAUCUCCAGACUGAGCGUCAGAUUGGAGCGCUGAUAUUAUAUUUCCUCCCCCAAUAUAUCUGCUUUGUGGAGGGUGUUGUUCGGGGUCGGAUGUGAGGCAUCUUUUGAGUUCCUAAAGGAGCACCGAUCAUGAUUUGACUGAAGGCUGCUGCUUCUGAGGUUUGGAUUGCUUUCCAAUCGUUGCUUUUUUGUGAUAUUUAACUCAGAGACUGGAGCAUGUCGAGCAACAGGACGUUGUUUCUUUCAAAGUGGCUGCUGGAAUCGCACACUCAGCAACUGAACUUUGAAUUCUUUCAGACGUCCCUGUUGCUUUCAGACUUUUUUCCCCAUCAAUCGUGAAGUCCCGUCCUCUUCACUCCCUUACAGGACCCCGUCUGACUCGCCGGGUACGGCUCCUUACGUUGAGUUGUGGAUCUUUCUGGAUAUUCUCAUCAUGACCUGCGUCGUCCCAUGUCCUCUGUUGCCUUUAAUGAACACAAUCUGUUACACUACACUCAGAGAGGCUUCAUCUUCUGCAGUCUGUACCAUGAGCAACAUGCCUGAGCACAAACAUUAGCAGUUUGUGCAGUUUUGUAAGGAAGUAAGUUAUUGCUAAUAUGGCAAAUAAACAGCUGGCACACAUACCUUUUUUUCAAUUCUGCUUCAAUAACACGCUAAAGGUCAGACUAAUAAACCUGGACUGAGCUGCACCCUCUAAAUGUGACUGAGAAAACAUCGUCUGAAAUUGGCAUAAACAAGUCAAAGGUAAUCAUUUAGGUUUUGAACUGCAACUGCACACAGAAGGGAAACAGAUAAUACCAAUUUUCUUUAAAAUAGCCACCGAAACCCAUCAAGACACCUUAUAUUAACUCAGCUCAUUUUUUUAUCCAUACAAAAUGUAAUGUAAUAAAUCAAAAAACGUAACGAUUUGAUCACGAGGUAAUAGAACUUUCUUUUUUGGACGACAACUGCUGAGAGAUCCUGAAGUGUUACUGGGGCAUCAAGAAAUAGCUAUUUCUGGUCGUAUAUGUAAAUUAUUGGUAGGCGUACUUUUUUUUAUUACUUUGGACAGAGACAGUCUAGCCGUUCCACCCUGCUUCCAGAUUUUACGCUAAGCUAACUGCUCGAGCUCUUAUCCCAACGGCUUGUUGCUGCCCCCUGGUGGCCAAAACCUGAACAUCAGCAGCUUUACGUGGUCUUGAUGCAGAGUUAUGGGCAAGGGGGCAGCAGUCAGAGGGGUUUUACCUCAAAACAUUCAGAUUGUGUGUUUAGUUUAAAGUCCCAUUGAUUGGUGUGUAACGUAGACUUUACAUUCAGAGGAAACAUAUAUUCAGUUUCCAAUCAUUAGAGGAACAUGUUUCAAAUUAAAGAAAGAAAGUUACAAAGCAUGUUGGCUUUAUGCUGACGUUAUAACAAAUUAUUCAAUGUUUAAACCCGGAUGGAAAACCCCCGCUAGGUUGUUGACACUCUCGAGCCAUAAACAUGCUUUUGUUAGGCAGGCAAAUGACUUGUAACUCUAAAUUAAACUAAAGAGAUUCAAGCAUUGUUUGGAUUGUUUAAUAUUUAAUUUUGCACUUUAACUUGAUGCAGGUCUGCAGGGCGCUGACAUCACUGGAAAUUGUGCCUCAUUCAUUUGUAAAAAAAAAAUAGAAAUGUAUCCUCUCUCUGCUUGCUUUGCAGCUUUUAGUUGUAUAUUAAUAUUUGUGAAUGAUCUAAAAGCAGGAGGUUGGCAGCAUUUACUAAAUACUUUCUGCUCCUCAUUUACAAAAGUUAAUGAACUGAAGUUGCAGAUUAUUUGAGGGGGGGUCCUCUUCCUGAUGGCGGGUUGACGGUCAGACGGAACACAGCUCGCUGCUCAGAGCUUUUAUAAACCAUCUCUAUGGCGACCAUCAGAACCAGUUUUGUACGUCUCUAUGUGAACAAACUUUAGCGGUGUGCAUUUUUUUCUUUUUACAUAUGCCAUGUAAUAUGAACCGUAACAGAUUUAUCAUUGUGAAGUUUGAUUUUGCUGUACAGAUACAAAUUUGUCAAUUUAAUAAAAAUGUCUGCAGAUUUUCUA